AUGAUCGAAACGCAAAAGCAUUCGACAAAAUAUUUCUUGUUUUUUCCUUUCAUUAUCUCCAUUCUCAUUUAUCUAGUUUGGUUCAAAGUUCUUCAUCAAAGACAGGUUACUCUGAUUGAAAACAUCAAUGUGCUGAACGAAAAGAUUAGCAAUAUCGAAAAAAGUCUCGAAAAAUAUGCACAGAAAUUCGGAAACUUCGAUAAUAACGACUUUUUCGUCACUGAAGUGAUCAACAUCAAACUAUUUGAAAAAAAACGUAUUCUAUUGCAGCCAAAACACUAUAUCGACACGCCGAGCCCAUUCCCAAGAAUGGUUUCCGACGGAAUUCUUCCAAUUGAAAACAGCAAAGUUGUAGCAGUUCUGAUCGAAUCCACGAAUCAGAAUGAUACAGAAAGAUUGGUGAAUUCAAUCGUCUCUCAACGAAAAUCUAUUAAAGAUUUGGAGAUUUUCUUGUUCACACCAACUGACGAAUCAGGAGUCUCUUUCGAAAUGUUGAAAACCUGGGCAAAUUCGAUUCCAGGAGUUAACCCAAUUAAUGAAACGAAGAGGAGUACUGCUCUCGACGAUGUAAUCUCCAAACAUGGUAAAUUGUAUGCUAUUACAAUCAUAGAUCACAAACACAUUGGCGACGACUUUGCUGAUUUCUAUUACGUUGGUAAACUUGCUAUGGAAGCUGACGAAAAUAUCUCCGGAGUUUGUGGAGAAAGUAAUGGCAUUUGGCAAGAUAGAACAAUGGGAGAUGUUCUUUGGUUGUCGGAUACUGAGUGUGAAAGUGGUGCCAUGAUUCAUCCUGAACUCAAAUCGUAUUCUGAAUCUCCAGUGGUAAUCCGUCCUGAAAUGGCAAGAAUCGGAAAUUCGGAAAAGGCAGUUACGGAGGAAAGCUCUUGGAAUAUAGAUAAAUUCUAUCCCGACAUGAUCACAACAGGAUCAUUUGAUAUCCGAUUGAACCUAGAUUUGGAAAGAGCCGACAGAAAAAUGAAAGCUGAUUGGAGACUUCUUGAAACAUUCAACUGUAAGAAUACAAUCUACACAUUCCCGUAUGAAAAUGAUAAGGAUUUGGAAACGUUUUUCCCUAAUUCCAAGGCCGAAAAUCUUCACAAAUAUCGAGGAAUCCUAUCUAUCAGCAUUGCUGAGCAUCAGUGCAGAGCGUACAUCGUUCCGCAACACUUUUAUGAUAAACAAGUCAUUGAGCUUGUUUAA
Caenorhabditis remanei is the source of this 1200-nucleotide messenger RNA. RefSeq lists its product as uncharacterized. The transcript has 8 exons. The record is from RefSeq and is a predicted model, not a curated record. Lineage: Eukaryota; Metazoa; Nematoda; Chromadorea; Rhabditida; Rhabditidae. Bases 1 to 1200 code for a protein of 399 amino acids.